Messenger RNA from Spinacia oleracea (spinach), 1465 nucleotides. RefSeq names its product BURP domain protein RD22. The transcript is spliced from 3 exons. The record is from RefSeq and is a predicted model, not a curated record. NCBI's taxonomy places the organism in Eukaryota, Viridiplantae, Streptophyta, Magnoliopsida, Caryophyllales, Amaranthaceae. Bases 261 to 1337 code for a protein of 358 amino acids.
CAUUAGAACUUUUAGAAGUUUCAAAAUAAAUCUUGUUUCUCAAAAGUAAUUAGUACGGAGUACGAGAAGCUGAAUUAUCAAACGAUAUCAUUUAUGAAAAAAUAUAUAUCUUUUCUAAUAUCAUAAAAUUAAUUCCUUUUUCUCAUACUAUAUUAUUCAAAUAAUUACUCCGUACUACAUUAUUAUUCAUAUUACAAUACAAGAUCUCACUUAUUAUUUUUCUCAAUUUUAAAACCUAUUAAAGGUUCAAUAUCAUUCUAAUGGAUCUUCAUAUUCUACCAUUCCUCGCCUUUUUCUCAAUUUUUCUUGUAGUAAGCCAAGCUAUUCCAUCACCUGAAAUUUACUGGAAAAAAAUGCUGCCGAAUACUAAAAUGCCAAAUGCUGUCAAGCUUUCAUUGCCUAAGACUGGUAAUGAAGAUAUGGUCCACCUCCAUGACAAGAGUAGGGCCUUAACCGGAGACACAAACGUGGAUGUGGGCCCAGUGAAAGGAGUCGGGGUAGACGUAAAGCAGAAAGAUGGUGGGCGCACAAAGGUUGGAGUAGGAUGGGGAGGAGUUAUCGUUAACGCAGGCCCAAAAGAUAAGCCCCAAUAUGUAAAAGUAGCACCCAGCUUAAACCCAUUUGACUACAGAUACAAAAAGAGUGAACUUCAACAACAACAACCUGGACGUUCUUUGUUUUUCCUACAAAGAGACAUGAAAUUUGGAAACUCAAUGAAAAACCUUCAUUUCGGAUUACGUACCAAUGACGCUACCUUCUUACCUAGGGAGAAAGCAGAUUCAAUCCCUUUCUCUUUCAACAAGCUUCCUUCAAUCCUUCGUGAGUUUGAGGUUGAGCCAGAAUCCGAAGAAGCCAAGAUUAUCGAGGAAACAAUUACAGGGUGUAAGGAUAAGGGCAUACAAGGUGAAGAGAAGUAUUGUGCAACUUCGCUCGAGUCGUUGGUUGAUUACGUGAAGAACACUCUAGGGUUAAAUGUAAAAGCCAUGUCUACUGAGGCUAAAAUCAUAGGUAGUAGUAACAAUGUACAGAAUUAUACAAUUUCUGCGAUGAAGAAGGUAGCUGGUGGAGAUAAUAACGAGGUUGAGGCUACGGUAUGUCAUAAGCAAAGUUACGCUUAUGCUGUGUUCUAUUGUCAUAAGACUAAGGGAACAUCUGCAUAUAUGGUUUCAUUGAUGAGCCCGAAUGGGUCAAAGGCUAGGGCAAUGGCUAUUUGUCAUAAAGAUACAAGUGCUUGGAACCCUCAACAUUUGGCAUUUCGACUUCUUAAUGUCAAACCUGGAACUGCACCUAUUUGUCACUUCUUGCCCCAGGAUCACAUUGUAUGGGUAUCAAAUUAAAUAGAUCGAUACUGUUUAUAUUUUACUUUGUUUGAUGUGUACAGUAUGUACUUAAUUUGGUAUGAUCGAGAAAAGAGAUUGACCAUGUAAUAAGAUUAAUUGUGUAUUACAACUUUUUCCUUUUGUUA